UAAAAUCAUGAAUAGCAGCUAGGACUUCUAGGGUUGCUGGACAUGGAGAACAUUUCAGGGGUCAAAAAUACUCUGAACUGUACCAUUGACCAUAGCAUUCAUCAGACGUUAUCACCCGUGGUAUACAUACUUGUCUUUAUAGUAGGACUCCCAGCCAACUGCCUCUCACUCUACUAUGCCUAUUUGCAGGUUAAGGUCAAGAACGAACUGGGAAUCUAUCUUUGCAACCUGACCAUAGCAGACCUGCUUUACAUUUUCUCUCUGCCCUUUUGGCUCCAGUAUGUUUUACAGCAUGACAACUGGACCUAUGAUGAACUCUUAUGCAAGAUCUGCGGCAUCCUCCUUUAUGAAAAUAUCUACAUUAGUGUGGCAUUCCUCUGCUGUAUCUCCGUUGACCGUUACCUGGCUGUGGUCUACCCUUUUCGCUUCUAUCAGUGUCGGACAAUGAAAGCUGCUGCAGCAGUGAGCGUCGUAAUUUGGACCAAGGAAAUUUUGACAUGCUGGGCUGUUUUUACACAUGGCGAAGUGAGUAAAGACUCAGAGAGCCAUGUGGUGUGCUUUGAGCAUUAUCCCAUAAAAAAAUGGGAAAACAACAUAAACUUUUACCGCUUCUCUGCUGGUUUCCUAUUUCCAUUUUGUCUGCUGCUUUUUUCUUACUGUGGCAUCCUGCAAGUUGUUCGCAAGAGUCAUGGCACUCAGAAAAAGAAGAAGAUUCAGAUUAAACGCCUGGUUUCAAGCACAAUUUUCAUUUUUUUGGUUUGCUUUGGACCAUAUCAUAUUCUAUUGUUGACACGCAGUCUCUUUGAGAAUAGCUGUGAAUUUGCUGCCAAUAUCUUUAACAUCUACCAUAUUUCUCUUUUGUUGACCACUUUUAACUGUGUUGCAGAUCCAAUACUCUAUUGCUUUUCCAGUGAAAACACCUACCAGGAUUUUGCCAAGCUGAGAAAUGCCUGUUUAAAGUGCCUAAGAUGUGUUGAGGUAGAAACCCAGGAAUCCUACCCACUGAGUACUCCAAAAGCUGUCAAAAAAAUCAGGGACCUAGAUGACCUAGAUCCAGAAUCAUUAAAUAAAUUACCUGUUGAUGAAAUGAAAGAAACAUCAAUUGACACUUUUCCUAAAGUGAUGUAAAGUCUCCAUGCACAUGUUCGUUAACUUCCCCUUUAG
Messenger RNA from Varanus komodoensis (Komodo dragon), 1164 nucleotides. RefSeq names its product G protein-coupled receptor 68 (gene GPR68). The coding region runs from base 43 to 1128 and encodes 361 amino acids. Gene Ontology annotation, molecular function: G protein-coupled receptor activity. Gene Ontology annotation, biological process: G protein-coupled receptor signaling pathway; cellular response to pH. NCBI's taxonomy places the organism in Eukaryota, Metazoa, Chordata, Lepidosauria, Squamata, Varanidae. Gene Ontology annotation, cellular component: membrane. The record is from RefSeq and is a predicted model, not a curated record. The transcript has a single exon.